Molecule: messenger RNA, 2824 nt
Organism: Sapajus apella (tufted capuchin)
Lineage: Eukaryota; Metazoa; Chordata; Mammalia; Primates; Cebidae
Gene: ZNF527
Product: zinc finger protein 527
Exons: 5
Coding region: 642-2465 (607 amino acids)
Biological process (GO): regulation of transcription by RNA polymerase II
Molecular function (GO): DNA-binding transcription factor activity, RNA polymerase II-specific; RNA polymerase II cis-regulatory region sequence-specific DNA binding
Source: RefSeq, a predicted model, not a curated record
ACUCCGCCCACGGCAGGAGACGAGGUAGAGACCGGGAGACAGUCAGAUACACACAUAGGAUCAGUGGUAUCCUUACAGUAACAGAAACGGUCACCCCCCAAUGUCACCCACGGUAUCUCUCACCUACAAUCACGGGACGUGAUGUAAAAUACAGAAGCACCCUGCACUGACAGAAUCCGUUGCUUCUUUCGUGUGCAAGCACAAAGGUGUGCAGCAACAGUCACACGAACCGCCACACCCGAGCAUUCUCUUGCGCGCAGCUUGGCCACUUUGCUCCACACAGCAGCUCACCGUCCCUCGAGCGCCCGGGAGCGUCCAUAGCCCUCUCCCGUAUCUGCGCUGCUGGCGCAGGCGCGCAGUGGGGGGGGCCGCGGGGUCCUCUGGGAGAUGUAGUUCAGCGAUGACGGCCGUGGCGCAAAGCGUUCUGGGGCUCGUGGUUCGCGGGGUCCGUGGGGAACUUGGUGUCGCUGGUUCAGAUCUCGCAGAGCUCAGAGUCCUGCACGCCUGUCCUCGUCUCGCUCCUCCUCGCGGAGAAUUCUGGGAGGUGACGUCGCGGGUCUCGGUCGCGGGGCCCGUUUGCAGAGCCCGCGGCGCCGGGAGGACUUUGUUCUUCUUCAGAAGAGAAAACUGAAGAAGGAGGAAUGGCCGUGGGACUUUGUAAAGCCAUGUCCCAGGGGUUGGUGACCUUCAGAGAUGUGGCACUAGACUUUUCCCAAGAAGAGUGGGAAUGGCUGAAGCCAUCUCAGAAGGAUUUAUACAGAGAUGUCAUGUUGGAGAACUACAGGAACUUGGUAUGGCUUGGACUCUCCAUUUCUAAGCCCAACAUGAUCUCCUUACUGGAGCAAGGGAAGGAACCAUGGAUGGUGGAGAGAAAGAUGUCACAGGGUCACUGUGCAGACUGGGAGUCUUGGUGUGAAAUCAAGGAAUUGUCUCCAAAAUGGUUCACUGAUGAAGAUGAAAUAUCCCAGGAGGUGGUAAUGGAAAGGCUAGCAAGUCAUGGCCUUGACCACUGCAGUUUCAGAGAAGCCUGGAAAUACGAGGGUGAAUUUGAGCUACAUCAGGGAAAUGAGGAGAAGCCUUUCAUGCAAGUGAUUAAGGAAAUCUCUACUGGGGAAAGAGACAAUGAAUAUAGUGAUUCUGGGAGAAGCACACCCCUGAAAUCAGUAUUUUUAAGACAACAGAAAGUUCCUACCAUACAGCAAGUACAUAAAUUUGAUAUUUAUGAUAAAAUCUUCCCCCAAAAUUCAGUCAUAAUUGCAUAUAAAAGCCUCUGUGCUGAGAAGGAAUCUUUGAUAGGUAAUGAAUGUGAAGAAUUCAACCAGAGUACAUACUUUAGUAAAGAUAUAGGAAUUCCUCUUAGUGAGAAACAUUAUGAAAGUAAUGAUUUUUCAAAUCUCUUAAGUUUCCACUCAUUACUUACUCAACAUCAGACCACUCAUUUUGGAAAGUUACCCCAUGGAUAUGAUGAAUGUGGUGAUGCCUUUAGCUGUUACUCGUUCUUGACUCAACCUCAGAGAAUUCACAGUGGGGAGAAACCAUAUGCAUGCAAUGACUGUGAAAAAGCAUUUAGCCAUGACUUCUUUCUCAGUGAACAUCAAAGAACUCAUAUUGGGGAGAAACCUUAUGAAUGUAAGGAAUGUAACAAAGCCUUCAGACAGAGUGCACACCUUGCUCAACAUCAGAGGAUCCACACUGGAGAGAAACCGUUUGCAUGCAAUGAAUGUGGGAAGGCCUUUAGCCGUUAUGCCUUCCUCAUUGAACAUCAGAGAAUCCACACAGGUGAGAAACCAUAUGAAUGUAAGGAAUGUAACAAAGCCUUCCGACAGAGUGCACACCUUAACCAACAUCAGAGGAUCCACACUGGAGAGAAACCCUAUGAAUGUAAUCAGUGUGGAAAAGCCUUCAGCAGACGCAUAGCCCUUACUCUGCAUCAAAGAAUUCACACAGGAGAGAAACCUUUCAAAUGUAGUGAAUGUGGGAAGACCUUUGGCUAUCGCUCACACCUGAAUCAACAUCAGAGAAUUCAUACCGGAGAAAAGCCCUAUGAGUGCAUCAAAUGUGGGAAGUUUUUUAGGACUGACUCACAACUGAAUCGGCAUCAUAGAAUUCAUACUGGAGAGAGACCGUUUGAAUGCAGUAAAUGUGGGAAAGCCUUCAGUGAUGCUUUAGUUCUAAUUCACCACAAGAGAAGUCAUGCAGGAGAGAAGCCCUAUGAAUGUAACAAAUGUGGGAAGGCUUUCAGUUGCGGCUCUUAUCUUAAUCACCAUCAGAGAAUUCAUACUGGAGAGAAACCCUAUGAAUGUAAUGAAUGUGGGAAGGCUUUUCAUCAGAUCUUGUCCCUAAGGCUACACCAGAGAAUUCAUGCUGGAGAAAAACCUUAUAAAUGUAAUGAAUGUGGGAAUAAUUUUAGCUGUGUCUCAGCCCUUAGACGACAUCAGAGAAUUCAUAAUAGAGAAACACUCUGAUUAUAACAAAUAGAGGAAAGAAAACAUUGGGUUGCCAUCAGUCCUUAUUGAAAAUUAGUGAGUUCUUUUUGGUUAGUAAUUCUUUGCAUGUAGUUCAUAUUUCAGUUUAUGAGUAUUAUUUGAAGUAAUUCAUUAGUAGAUGUCCAUUACUUUUGUUUUGUUUUGUUUUGUGUUUUGAGACAGAGUCUUGCUCUGUUGCCCAGGCUGGAGUGCAGUGGUGCCAUCUUGGCUCACUGCAGCCUCCACCUCCUGGGUUCAAGCAAUCCUCCUGCCUCAGCCUCCUGAGUAGCUGGGAUUACAGGUGCCCACCACCAUACCUGGCUAAUUUUUGUAUUUUUAGUAGAGAUGGAGUUUCACCA